UCUCUCUGUGGAAGGAGGGCGAGGGAGGGGUUGGUCGGAGCCGCCGCUAUGGACAUCGCCGCCGCCAAUGGCACCUGGAACGGCUCCAGCCCCGGCAACGGCACCGAGCUCACCGACACCAAAUUCUUGCAACCCAAGUGGUUGAUCAUCCUCUGGGCUUUCGCCUACUCCAUCAUGGUGGUAGUGGCCGUGUGCGGCAACCUGGUCGUCAUGUGGAUUAUCCUGGCCCACAAGAGGAUGCGGACGGUCACCAACUACCUGCUGGUCAACCUGGCCUUCGCCGAGGUCUCCAUGGCCGCCUUCAACACCGUCAUCAACUUUGUCUACAGCAUCCACAACGACUGGUACUUCGGCGCCGGCUACUGCCGCUUCCAGAACUUCUUCCCCAUCACGGCCAUGUUCGCGAGCAUCUACUCCAUGACCGCCAUCGCGCUGGACAGGUACAUGGCUAUCAUUCACCCGCUGAAACCAAGGCUGUCGGCGACUGCAACCAAAGUGGUCAUUGGAGUCAUCUGGGUGGUGGCACUGUCCCUUGCCUUUCCACAGUGCUAUUACUCCAAGACAGAAGAGUUCCCGGGCAGGGUGGUGUGUUACGUGGAGUGGCCCGAGAAUGAAGAUUACAGCAAAACUCCCGAGACCACAUAUCACGUCUGUGUGAUAGUCCUCGUCUACUUCCUGCCGCUUCUGGUGAUGGGAUUUGCGUACACCGUCGUGGGAAUGACGCUGUGGGCCAGCGCCAUUCCAGGAGAUUCCUCAGACAGAUACAGCGAGCAGAUGAACGCCAAGCGGAAGGUGGUAAAGAUGAUGAUCGUGGUGGUGACCACCUUCGCUGUAUGCUGGCUGCCCUUCCACAUCUACUUCCUGCUCUCCCUCUUCCACCCUGAGAUCUACCAGAAGCAGUACAUCCAGCAGGUGUACCUGGCCAUCUUCUGGUUGGCCAUGAGUUCCACAAUGUACAACCCCAUCAUCUACUGCUGCCUCAAUGACCGGUUCCGCGCUGGUUUCCGCCGCGCUUUCCGUUGGUGCCCCUUUGUCAAGGCUCAUGAAUAUGAGGGUUUGGAGAUGAAGUCUGCCAGGUACUUUAACACCCAGAGCAGCAUGUACAAGGUCAGCCGCAUGGAGACCGCCGUGUCCACCGUGAUCAACCAAACCGACGAUGAUGCCAAUGAGACCACCAAGCCAAUGCACUUGGCCCUGGACCUCACCCCCAACGGCUCUGCCCACAGCUUGUCAAAGGCUGGUUCUGACUCAGCCACCAUCUACUGCAGGCCAGACCACUACUAGAUUGAGACUGACCAGAUACCACCGAAAACUGAGAAGACCUUACCGAUAUGCCAAUGGAGUCAGUCCGAACCCAAUACCAGCAAGCUAAUCCAGCAAGGGUCAAGGUGUUGACCGUUUGGCUUUAGUCCACAAUUCAUCCGUAUAGUGAUUCCUUUUUAUCCAAGGGAGAUUUGAUCGGGGCUGUGAUCCUUCCCACACAGGUGCACAGAACUGUGCAGAGACCUCUGCUGCCUUCUAAUGUGUACAGAGGGGAUUCAGACGACCGAGUAUGGGAGGGUUGAGGUGCAGAGUGAAGUUUGGAGAGUUGCUCUAGCUUGGCAUUGCACUGCCAGGUGAGGUGGGGUGCAGCUCACACUGCUCCAUGCCGGGCAAUGCCAGUUUUCCAAGUCCCUCAAGUUAUUUCCAAAAUCCCACCUCUCGUACCUCUCUAUGGCGCAGAAUUCACUCGAUAACCCUGGAACCAACCGAGGAUUCUACCUUCAACGAGAGGCAUAUCGGCACACGUCACAACGGGAGAAACUUGUUCUCGUAGCCAAGGUCAUUCUUGAGGCGGCAAUAAUUUUUAUUCGGUUCCUGAGCUUCGGUGCUGCUGGCAAGACCAAGGUUUGUCGCCCAUCUCCUGGGAAGUGGGACGUGGAUGAGAAUUCCCAUUAAAUCCUUGAGAUGCCGGCUCUGACAGGCAAUGGGAGGCCCAAAUUUCAACCGAACCGAGAUACAAAAUGAACAUUCAACAAGUUCCGUGGAGCUUCUGAUCCACAGUUGGGACAGCAUAGACAUGAUGGGCCAAAUGGCCUCCUUCCAUGCCAUCAAGAUCCACAUUUCGGUUGAAGGAUCAUGACUUCCCUACAAUUGAUGUUUAGGUGGUGUAAGUGUACAUAAUGCCAAAAAUGUUCCAUCUUUGCACAAUGCUAUGUUCGUGAAAAUGUAUAUUCUGCUCCUGGAUGAAUUUUUGAAAUUGCACUUCAAAGUUCAAUAGAGCCUUUCAAGAGUGAGAUUGGAGCCAACGCCAGAUUUGCUGAUGUUAUUAUUAUUGAUUAGUGUUUUACUGUCCAAAAUAAUUUUAUAUAAAGUAAUUUUCUGUACACCUUUUAAUAAUGCAACUUUGAAAUGUGUUGGUUGGGAUCCAUUCUUCAGUCUUCUGAUUGAAGAAUAUCGGGGUGUUGAAGAAAGAACUGCAGAUGCUGGAAAAAUCGAAGGUAGACAAAAAUGCUGGAGAAACUCAGCGGGUGAAGCACCCAAGGGUCUCGACCGGAAACGUCGCCUAUUCCUUCUCUCCAUAGAUGCUGCCUCACCCGCUGAGUUUCUCCAGCAUUUUUAUCUACCAAAGAACAUAUGUGGGUGGAAUUCGGUGAAUGGACUAUUCAAUAGCUCCAUAAUCUUAUUGUAUGAAAUAAGGUGCAAUGAUUUUAAAUUUGGUGAUGUCACAAGGAAUAUCUACAGGGAAUUAGAAAUGCAUUUUAGCUUUUAGCUUGUAAGAGGUAAUCUUAAGUUAAUACUAUUGAAAUCAAAUUGAUUAAUUUACUAGUGUUAUUUAAAUCAAAUUGAUUAAUUUACAACUGGUAUCAUUACAAAUUUACCAUCUGGGGACUCUCGAAAGAUUGCAGUGGGACUGGCGAUAAAACCGAUUGCUCUCAGUUUAGGUAAUUGCUGAAUUUAUUGAGCAAAGGUGUUGCCUAUCUUGUCAUUAUAUUGGCAUUGGGAACUGACCGUCAUUGUGAGAUGGAACGGUGGCGUUACACUGCCCCCUUGUGGCAUUGUCAACAGGACACCCGAGGCUCAUGGUUUUCAUACAAGUUCAAAGGUUUCAUCAGUAAAAGCUUUAAUUUGUUUUGUGUUGGGUUUUUUUUCUCAGCUUAGGUGUAAGAUAAAUUAUAUUAUCGAGGGGGGA
This is a messenger RNA of Amblyraja radiata (thorny skate), 3172 nucleotides long. Its product is annotated as substance-P receptor-like. The record is from RefSeq and is a predicted model, not a curated record. Gene Ontology annotation, molecular function: substance P receptor activity. The transcript is spliced from 6 exons. The coding region runs from base 49 to 1284 and encodes 411 amino acids. NCBI's taxonomy places the organism in Eukaryota, Metazoa, Chordata, Chondrichthyes, Rajiformes, Rajidae. Gene Ontology annotation, cellular component: sperm midpiece; plasma membrane. Gene Ontology annotation, biological process: G protein-coupled receptor signaling pathway; positive regulation of flagellated sperm motility.